Molecule: messenger RNA, 2450 nt
Organism: Cannabis sativa
Lineage: Eukaryota; Viridiplantae; Streptophyta; Magnoliopsida; Rosales; Cannabaceae
Product: AP2-like ethylene-responsive transcription factor AIL1
Exons: 9
Coding region: 309-2078 (589 amino acids)
Biological process (GO): regulation of DNA-templated transcription
Molecular function (GO): DNA-binding transcription factor activity; DNA binding
Source: RefSeq, a predicted model, not a curated record
CUCAUGGGUCCACAGUAAAAUGAGGCUUGCAUGACGAGUAAAUACUACUAGUACUACACUCCCCUUUUACUCUGAACUAUAAAUAAAAAUAUUGAAAAGGAAAAAACAAAAAAACAAAGAGAAAUAUAAGUAAAAGAAAGCACCUCCAUAUAUAUCCCCACCACCAUUACCAGCUUCGAAAUUUGAGCUCUCCAAACACCAAAAAAAAGAAAAAAGAGAAAAAAUUCGGAGAGAGAAAGAGAAAGACAAAGACAAAGAACGAAAGAGAAAGAUUUGAUCAUAAUAACAACAGAAUAAGCAACAGCAACAUGAGUAAUUGGUUAGGUUUUUCUUUGACUCCUCACCUGAGAAUCCAUGAGGAUUUUCAAAAUGGAAGAGAAGAAGACCAAAACGUCCAUGGAGAUCAUCAUGGCUUUUCUCAUUCUCAUCAUUCUACUAUGUCUGCCAUGCCUUUGCGCUCUGAUGGCUCUCUUUGUGUUCCUGCUCAAGAUUGGCGAUAUGAAAAUCCAAACGAGGAAGAUGAGGGUCCGAAGCUAGAAGAUUUCUUGGGGUGUUGUUACUCAUCAAGCUCUUCUCACCAAGAAGAAUCAGCAAAAAUCUAUUGCCAAAAUAACAACCAAGAUCAUCAUCAUCAUCAUCAUCAUGACCAAAAUAACCCAGAAUCCAUGUCCGAAAUCACAGUUAAUCUCGCUUCGAGUUUCAACCCUAAUAAUAGUAGUAACGGUGUGGAGAUGGAACUAGCAAUAGAUCAAAAUAAUCCCACAACAAACACUUCAAACUUAAUCCAAUCUUACACUCAUCACUACAACGAUAAUAAUGCCAUGUACAAAUCCUGGCUUACCCAAACGCUGCCUUACACUAACGCCGCCUCUGAAAAAUCAGCGUCUGAGGCAGACGGCGGCGGCGGCGGCGGCGGCAAUAACUUUCAGACUCUUUCUCUUACGAUGAGUCCAAGCUCACAGAACGGUGUUGGGGAAAUUUCGUCGUUGCAAGUGGCCACGACGGCGACGGUGGAAGGUGGCCGGAAAAGGUCAGGGGGAAAGUCCUUAGCUAAGGAACCUGUUCCUCGAAAAUCUAUAGAUACUUUCGGGCAGAGAACUUCUCAGUACCGCGGAGUUACGAGGCAUAGAUGGACUGGGAGAUAUGAAGCCCAUUUGUGGGAUAAUAGCUGUAGAAAAGAAGGCCAAACAAGGAAAGGAAGACAAGUUUACCUUGGUGGUUAUGAUAAGGAGGAAAAGGCAGCAAAGGCCUAUGACUUGGCUGCUCUUAAGUACUGGGGACCAACAACUCAUAUAAAUUUCCCUUUAAGCACAUACGAAAAGGAGCUAGAGGAGAUGACCAAUAUGACAAGACAAGAAUUUGUAGCCAACUUGAGAAGGAAAAGUAGUGGCUUUUCAAGAGGAGCUUCUAUGUACAGAGGAGUGACAAGACACCAUCAACAUGGAAGGUGGCAAGCUAGGAUCGGACGAGUUGCUGGAAACAAGGAUUUAUACCUUGGAACGUUUAGCACACAAGAGGAAGCAGCCGAGGCCUAUGACAUUGCAGCCAUAAAGUUCAGGGGCACAAGCGCAGUAACGAACUUUGACAUAAGUAGAUACGACGUUAAGAGGAUUUGCUCCAGUUCCAAGCUUAUUGCUAGUGAUCUCGCAAAACGCAACUCUCCAAGAGAUGUUUCUGUUGCAGUGGCAACCCUCGACAGCGACUUUAACUCUCGCGUGCCCUCGACGUCCUCACCGCAGCCACUUUUGGCCAUAACAAACAGUUGUGAGGCCUCGGACGAGCUUGUUGACAUGAUGUGGAGUACUAAUACUGCUCCCAAUAUGGAUGAUCGUCAUCACCAGCCCCAAGAGAUUAAUUCUGAGACCAACAAUAGCACGUCGUUUGCGGCGCCUUUGAAUGGUAGGAACUCACCAAGUGGUGGAGAGUUUGGGGAAGGAAGUGGCGGAGAAUUCGCUCAUGCUUAUUUUAUGCAUGGGAAUAGUAGUAGUGGUAAUAAGUACGAGCAGAAUGGCAAUGGUGGAAAUAUUGGUUUGGUUCAACAGCAUGCUCCUAUGUUUGCGCUUUGGAAUCAUGAGUAGUGGAAGUCACCAGUUAAUUUGAAUUCCAAAAACAAGAUUUUGUGUAGAAAAUGUGGCUCUAUUUAAGUUAUAGGUUGUAAUGGUAUGUAGUACAAGUACUAUCCUAGUUAUAAACUUAGAUUGAUUUAGACUUUUUCAAAAAAAAAAAAAAAAAACUUAGAUUGAUUUUUGUGCUAGAAAAUGGAAAGCUACCCUGAAUAUGAUCAAUGUGGUAUUUAAAAUAUUUAUGUUGCUUUAUAUUGUACUUAAUUUUCAACUCUUUUGGACCCUCUAUGUUUCUAUGAUGAGAAAGAGAAGUAGAAAAGGUUAAGAAGGUUGAGCAUGAUGUUUUUCCUUUGGUUAUUUAUUAUUAAAUGUGAUAUAUAUUACAAA